Molecule: messenger RNA, 2346 nt
Organism: Penicillium canescens
Lineage: Eukaryota; Fungi; Ascomycota; Eurotiomycetes; Eurotiales; Aspergillaceae
Exons: 5
Coding region: 1-2346 (781 amino acids)
Molecular function (GO): protein binding
Source: RefSeq, a predicted model, not a curated record
AUGAACAGACCGCCACAGGGCCGUGGUCAGCCACGCGUGGGUGCGACAUGGUAUCCAGGGGGCCAGGAUGACUUCUACAUGCCAGAGGUCAUAUCCCCCUCUCCUCAGCGAGUCAUGGCCGACGUGCCGGAGCACAUGCAGGACAACAUUGCUCAGAUGGAACAUAACGCCCGAGACCCCCGCCGUGGUCAGCAGUCACCCGCGCAGUACCAACGCGCCCAGGCUCACUUCCCCGAGCGAACCUCGUCCGCUGCCCAAGGGCCACCACAACACAAUCAGGUCCACGACCCCAGUUCCUACGCGCAAUCUGCGACCUAUGACAGCAUGGAUCACCCCAAUUUCUCGCCGUUUCCCGUGCUGCGAAAUCCACCACCAAAUGUCCCUCCCACCGAUGAACAGCGAGAAGCCAGUUUAGAACGCGCGCGGAUGGCGGUGCUUUCGACCACAGACCCGGAGAUGCAACUGGCGUGGGCUCUGGACGCGCUGGCGUUCGUCGAGGUGGCCGCACAGAAUGAAGCCCGCCUCUGUUUAACCCAGCCGCCGCGCCCGCAGACUCCACAGAUUGAACGGCAGUUGCGGGUCGACGCAAUGAACAUUGUCGGCUUCUUAGCCGAACAGCGGCAUCCCAAGGCGGAAUUCAUCAAGGGCAUGUGGCUUGAGUUCGCUAAAUUUGGUUAUCCUCAGGAUCGCAAGGAGGCAUUCCGAUGCUAUUCGCGCGCCGCUGAGAAGGGGUAUGCGCGUGCCGAAUACCGGAUCGGAAUGCAGUUCGAGAGCUCGGGGGAGCCGGAGAAGGCGAUUAGGCACUAUCAGCGGGGUGUUGCACAGGCAGAUUCUGCCUCAUAUUAUCGCCUCGGAAUGAUGAUUCUCCUGGGACAACAUGGCCAGAUCCAGGAUUUCAACACUGGGUUGGAGUACAUUCGAUUGGCAGCUCAGUCCUGCGAUCAGAACGCACCUCAGGGUGCAUACGUAUACGGUAUGCUUUUGGCUCGCGAGCUUCCUCAAGUGAGCGUCCCAGAAAGUUUCCUUCCUCUCGAUCUCAAUUUGGCACGUGUCAAUAUUGAAAAAGCUGCAUAUCACGGGUUCGCUAAAGCCCAAGUCAAAAUGGGUGCUGCAUAUGAGUUGUGUCAGUUAAGUUGCGACUUCAACCCGGCGCUGUCGUUGCAUUAUAACGCACUGGCAGCUCGUCAGGGCGAACCCGAAGCUGAGAUGGCGAUCAGUAAAUGGUUCCUAUGUGGGCAUGAGGGUGUCUUUGAGAAGAACGAUGAAUUGGCAUUCACGUAUGCGCAACGUGCCGCCCAGAGUGGCCUUCCCACUGCCGAAUUCGCCCUUGGUUACUUCUAUGAGGUUGGUAUAUUUGUGCCAGUUGAUAUUAAAGAAGCCCGGUCUUGGUACGCCAAGGCCGCCGCCAGCGGCAACAAGGAUGCUUCGGGUCGGAUUGAGAGUAUCUCGCGCUCUAAGACGCUCUCCAGAAAGGACCACGAGAAGGUUGCCAUCUCACGCAUUAAGUCCACGCGAUAUACCGCUCACCAGCGAGGCGGGUCUUUGGAUACGACGCCCGAGAAUAUACAAAUGCCGGAUCCUUCGCGAAUGACCUUGUCUGACGGCCCACCGUCUGCUGCUCCUUACCCUGAUCGUCCCCAGACCUCUCGUCCCCGGCCUCCGGGCCAGGGUUACCAAUUGCAAGAUACCCGCCCAAGCUCUGCCUUUGGCGUCAACCCGAACCUCCGGACCAAUGGCCCGCCUGGCUAUGGCGGUCCUUCUCCUGGUGGACCGGGAUCUCGUACCCCGUCCUAUGGACAGGGACCCUCCGGACCCAUGAACUAUCGCCAACCUGGCCCUGGCACACCCAUGAGCGCGCCCGCCGGACCAGCAAGCCCCCAGGCUGCCAACAUGAUCAGUCCCAGCGGAACCCCGCGUCUCGAUGUUGGUUACUCUGCACCAAUGCCACCCCCAGGUGACCGCAGACGCCCGCCGCCACAACUCAACCAGGCCCCUCCGGACCGCAAGCCCAUUAGAACUCCUGUCUCUGCCCACUCGGCUCAGUCUGGGCUGCCUUCGCCUAGAACUGCGGCCUCACCACGCCCACCGGGAUCUCCUUCGUUCCCUCCCCGCAUGGAAUCGCGGCAGCCAUCUCGAGGAUCGGGCACCUCCACGCCCCAACCGCCACCCUCUAUCGCAUCAUCGACCUCCUCAGCACCUCCCAAGUCUUCCGCUGGUAGCGCUGCUGGAAGUGCUGCUGGAAAGCCUGCCAAGUCCAGUGGCCAGCUGCCAGGCAAGGGACCCAAGACCUUUGAAGAAAUGGGUGUCCCUAGUGCCAAAAAUGACAGUGAUUGCAUUGUGAUGUGA